This is a messenger RNA of Hepatospora eriocheir, 354 nucleotides long. Lineage: Eukaryota; Fungi; Microsporidia; Hepatosporidae. The record is from the annotation of a GenBank genome assembly.
AUGACCAUUUUUAAUUUGUUUAAGAACCAAAGAAUAUUAAAUAAAGAUGAGAUUUGUGAUUUUGAUUUAUUAAAUGAAUUAAACUUAUUAAAAAAAGUAGGUGGUGAAAGAUAUGAGCUUAAUGAGAGUUUAGAACAAAGUGAAUUACAAUAUUUAAUUCAUAAAAAUAAACAAUUAAAAAAUAAGCUUCAAAUAUACUCAGUAGAAGAAUCUUAUAAAAAUUAUAUGGAGAAAUUACAUGAAUAUAAUGAAAUUAAAGAUGUUUUACAAAGUAUGAUUGGAAAAAUAUCAGAGUUAAAAGGUGUUACAAUUAAAAAAAUCAAUAAAGAAUUAGAAGUAAAUUUUGAUGAAUAA